Molecule: messenger RNA, 393 nt
Organism: Lactuca virosa
Lineage: Eukaryota; Viridiplantae; Streptophyta; Magnoliopsida; Asterales; Asteraceae
Source: the annotation of a GenBank genome assembly
AUGAAACUCAAUCCAAAGCCCGAAUUGAUGUUACUAAUAAACAAGGAUUUCGGGGAGCCAGGCUUCUUCUGGCGUACGGGUGAAAACAUUUACGUGAAGGGUCGCACUUCACCCGGUGUUAAGGAACUAGAUUUUUGCAAAAGGAAAUUGGUGUUGCCAGAAGAAAAGCCAAAGCCAAAGGCAAUAGGAGAGUAUGCAUUCUUUUGUAGCCGCAGCUUUAACUAUUAUGUUGCUAUUAAACCAGAGUCUUGGGCUGACCACCCUCAGACACAAUACCAGAGACAUGCUUUCUUUCCUGACACUCUUGAUACAAGUCGUAAAUACAGUUUCUUUUCUUCAAGCAUGUGGUACUUCCCUCAUGAAUGCGUAGAUAUCAAUCAAAUAGAUGACUGA